CCCGCUUGUUGACCCCUGUUCAUACUCUGAUAGUGGGCGCGAAAUUCACAUUGUGUGUGUUUGUGUGUGUGAGAGAGAGAUAUAUGGAGUGGGAAAUUAUGCAGCAACAGCAGCAGGAGGAAGUGAUGAACGGAACUCACGGCGGCGGUGGAGGAACCGGCAACGGGUUUAUCGCCGGCGGCGGCAACGGUAUGUUUGUGAAAGUGAUGACCGAUGAACAAUUAGAGACUCUCCGGAAGCAAAUAGCUGCGUACGCCACCAUUUGCGAACAGUUAAUCGAGAUGCACAAGUCCCUUACUUCUCACCCAGAACUUUCUGCAGGAGGAGUAGGAGGAGCCAGGUUGGGAGCUUUGUAUUGUGACCCGUUUGUCACAUCAGCCGGUCAUAAAAUCAUCACCGGGAGACAAAGGUGGACGCCGACCGCUGUCCAGCUUCAGAUUCUUGAGCGUAUUUUUGACCAAGGAAAUGGGACGCCAAGCAAGCAGAAGAUAACAGAUAUUACUAAAGAUUUAUCACAACAUGGUCAGAUUUCGGAAGCAAAUGUCUAUAAUUGGUUUCAGAACAGGCGUGCGAGAUCGAAGAGGAAGCAACAGGUUUCUGCAUCAAACCUCGGGGAAUCUGAAGUUGAGACAGAGGUUGAAUCGCCGAAUGAUAAGAAAACAAGGUCGGAGGAUUUUCAGUCACAGAAUAAUAACUCUUGUGCGAGGACCGAGGAUGUGUUUAUCCACAACACUGAGAUUAGUUCUGGACUGCAGCAAUUGGAUUCUUCACAUUGCAAUGCGUUUGAAGAAAUUAUGCCGAUAAAUGGAAGUGGUUUAGAAUCGAACCCGAGUUUGGGACAGAUGAUGCAGCCGUAUUACGAAAGCAUGCUCUCAGAUUCACAAAGACUGGAUCAUUUGAUUGGGAACAACAACCCAUAUUUGCAGACAGAUGAUGAGUAUAAGUACAACAACAGGGCAAAUUGAUCUUUUUUCUUUUCUUAAACAAGCCACACUUUAGCAGACCACGAGAGAAUUGCCUGUUUAUCUUUUUUUUUGUACAUAAACUGAAGUUAGAGCAGGUUUAUCCAGUAGUUUGUCAUGAUGGUCUACUUGAUCAUUUAUCGAGUCUAUCUGAGAACAGUUACACAAAUAGCCGCUGCUAGAUUUAGAAGAAGAUUGUCUUUCUGAUGUAACAGUUUGUGGAAGAUGAUAUGCUAGUCUAGAAAAUGAUAUGAUAUGAAAUGGCUUGUUGAUUUGUGGGUA
Impatiens glandulifera is the source of this 1244-nucleotide messenger RNA. RefSeq names its product WUSCHEL-related homeobox 8-like. Bases 84 to 965 code for a protein of 293 amino acids. Gene Ontology annotation, molecular function: DNA binding; DNA-binding transcription factor activity. The transcript has 3 exons. The record is from RefSeq and is a predicted model, not a curated record. NCBI's taxonomy places the organism in Eukaryota, Viridiplantae, Streptophyta, Magnoliopsida, Ericales, Balsaminaceae.